Messenger RNA from Eruca vesicaria subsp. sativa (arugula), 1396 nucleotides. Lineage: Eukaryota; Viridiplantae; Streptophyta; Magnoliopsida; Brassicales; Brassicaceae. The record is from the annotation of a GenBank genome assembly.
GCCGACUAAAAGUUAAUUUUAUAUAAAAUGUGGGGGAGCAAUGUCAAUUACACUAUUGAUUAUGGACUAUUCUGUAAAUUUAAAAUAAUCUGGGGCUUAUGUCAUCAACACACAAAUUGCAACACUAUCACACAAAAAAAAACGCCGUCAUGGAGGAAGACGACGAUCGGAGCUUCGCUACCGAAACCCUAGACGAGGCGUUGAAGAAGAAGAAGCACGAUGACAUGCUCGAACGCUUCUCUGCUCGCCACACCGCUAGAAAAUCCGAUUCACCUGACUCCUCUUCCACGUUUGAAUCGACCUCCUCGUUCCUCUCCCGAUUCGCCGAUUCAAAACGAUCAAUCGAGUCUCGAAUCGCCGAGUUACGACUCGCCGCCGAUUCAUCCAAGAUCAAAUCGGAUCUCGCGGAGAUCUCAUCAUCGAUCAACGAUCUCGAGAGCCUCGUCGCAGCCAGCUCAUACUUCCUCCCUUCCUACGAGGUUCGAUCAUCUCUCAAAUCCGCAUCGGAUCUCAAACAGUCUCUCGAAUCCCUCUCCAGCGAGUUACUCCCGAAGAAGAAAUUCUCCUUCAAGACCAAAUCGUCUCCCUCCACCACCGCAAAGAUCGAGAAACGCGAUCUCGUUUCACCUCAAAACGUCACCGUAUUCGUUCGCGACUCUCCAGGAUUCAGAAACAAACACGAAGAAACUCUUACAAAAACCUUCAAAUCAUCCUCGCCGUCGAUUGGAGAAUUCACGUUGUCAGAUCUCGACACGUGUCAAGUGAAAUUAAUCGGGACGGUCAACGCUCUCUUCAUUAACGGAUUGAGAAACUGCAAGGUGUACACGGGGCCAGUGAUCGGUUCGAUUCUGUUAGAUGACGUGGAGGAUUGUGUGUUUGUGAUGGCGUCGCAUCAGAUUAGGAUCCAUCGUGCGAAGAAAUGUGAUUUUUAUUUGAGAGUUAGGAGUCGUCCGAUAAUUGAAGAUAGUAAGGGAGUUAGAUUUGGGCCGUUCUGUUUGGAUUACGGAGGGAUUGAGGAGGAUUUGAAGAUGGCGGGGUUGGAGGAAGAGAGUGAGAGCUGGGCUGAUGUGGAUGAUUUCUUGUGGCUGAGAGCUGUUCAGUCUCCUAACUGGUCUGUGUUGCCCGAAGAAGAGAGGAUUGCUUCGGUUUCUAUUUCCAGCGAUGGCGAUUCUUGAUUCGAAUAAUGCAAGUCAUCUUUAAAGGCUCGGUGUUUUUGUAUUCGAGAUUAUACUCUUGAUUAUGUUUGAUUGUCAUGACUUGAAUCAUUUGGAGAAUAUUAUCUCAGAAUCAUGAGAAUGUUUUGCUUGUUAUCUUGGUUCAUGGUGAUGGAAACUACUAACCGAAAAAACAGAAAAUUUUGGUUCGGUGGGGUUAAUUUCAACGGGCCUAGUUACAG